AUGACCGCCGAUCUAAUGGAUUUACGGAUGCACCAUCACCUAGCGCUCCAGACGGAGUUCUACCGGAUGCAGAUGCAGCGUUUGCCCGAUCCAUAUCCGGCGAUGCUACCGGUACCGCCGCCCCGUCCACUGAUGAUACCGCCGCGCUACAACACCCUGCCGGAUGUGGACAUCAAGCUGCAGAACCGCGAUCUCUGGAGCCAGUUCCACAAGAUCGGCACCGAGAUGAUCAUCACCAAGAGUGGCCGACGUAUGUUUCCGUCGAUGCGACUGUCCGUGAACGGGCUGGAAGCGGAAGAGAACUACUUCAUCCUGCUGGAGAUGGUCCCGAUCAGUGACUGCCGGUUCAAGUUCAGCGGCUCCCAGUGGGUACCGGCGGGUGGUGCCGAACCCCAGAGCCCCCAGCGCAUCUAUUUCCAUCCCGAUGGGCCAGCCCUCGGUUCCCACUGGACCUCGCAGCCGAUCGUCUUCAACAAGGUGAAGCUCACCAACAACACCCUGGACAGCAAUGGACAUAUCGUUCUGACCAGUAUGCACAAAUAUCAACCUCGUAUUCACGUCAUCAAAGCCUCAGAUGCUACCCAAAUUCCGUGGGCUCCACAACAAGCUUUCACUUUCCCCGAGACGGAAUUCGUCGCUGUAACUGCUUAUCAGAAUGAUCGCAUCACGAAACUGAAGAUCGACAACAAUCCAUUCGCGAAAGCUUUCCGGGAGACGGGUCAGUCCCGUUGCAAGCGCAAGGCAGGGCUGCUGAUGUCGCCAGACUCCGGACUUGGCAAUCGCAGCUCGGAAGAGGACGAUGAGUCUGAUGGGCAGGAAAUGGGCCCGGAAGCGAAGCGUCCUCGCACGUCCAGCCUUGCCGGUUCCUUGUCCUCCUUGGACGACAGUGAACUCUCCGUCAGUGAUGGUUCGUCCAGCGGCACGAGCUCUCCGGUGGUGGUGGAUGAUUUCGGAUCUCCGGUUCGUCCUUCACCCGCGUCGAUGGCUGCGAGCGCAUUCUACCAGAACCAUCACCCGGGCAUGGCUGUGCACGCGGGACUGCUGGCCGCGCACCAUCCGCACCAUCUCCCGCAUGCCCACCCGAUGCUGCAGCAACCCGGCGCAGGUUCGUGGAUGGAUCUGAUGUUUCCUUCGUUCGCCCGAUCACAGACAGCCGGAUCACCCGGCCUCGAACCAAGUGCCCUCGUCCAGGCGGCUCACCAGCUGCAGCAGUUUGCGCGCCGUGAGUUCCUUCCAAUUCCCGUACCAUCAGCGCGCACCGCCUUCAACAGCAGCGAGGAGGAAAGCCCAAGCCGAAAGCAGCAGCUUCCACAGCAUCAGUUGCCCUUCAGCAUCUCCGCCAUUCUUGGGCACGAUCGGUAG
Molecule: messenger RNA, 1362 nt
Organism: Anopheles marshallii
Lineage: Eukaryota; Metazoa; Arthropoda; Insecta; Diptera; Culicidae
Product: T-box-containing protein TBX6L-like
Exons: 5
Coding region: 1-1362 (453 amino acids)
Biological process (GO): regulation of transcription by RNA polymerase II; heart development; cell fate specification
Cellular component (GO): nucleus
Molecular function (GO): DNA-binding transcription factor activity, RNA polymerase II-specific; RNA polymerase II cis-regulatory region sequence-specific DNA binding
Source: RefSeq, a predicted model, not a curated record